Sphaeramia orbicularis (orbiculate cardinalfish) is the source of this 1031-nucleotide messenger RNA. RefSeq names its product endothelial cell-specific molecule 1-like. The coding region runs from base 61 to 609 and encodes 182 amino acids. NCBI's taxonomy places the organism in Eukaryota, Metazoa, Chordata, Actinopteri, Kurtiformes, Apogonidae. Gene Ontology annotation, cellular component: extracellular region. The record is from RefSeq and is a predicted model, not a curated record. The transcript has 3 exons.
UCACCUCCAUCCAUCCACCCCCCCCCACCCCCCCUCACUGAAGAGCCCGUGUCCCCGGUCAUGUCUCUGCUGCUCAUCUCAGUGCUGUCUUCUUCACUUCUGCUUCCAGACGCAGAUGCGUGGGGCGCAAACGUCAAGUACGCGGUGAACUGUCCGGACAGCUGCAGUCCGGCGGCGUGCGGCGCGGCGCAGCGGUGCGCACGGAGCGUCCUGGAUGACUGCGGCUGUUGUCAGGUCUGUGCGGCCGGCAGAGGGGAGCACUGUUACCGCACGGUGUCGGGGAUGCACGGGGUGAAGUGCGGACCGGGAUUAUUCUGCGACUUCUACAAGGAUGAGGACGACUACGGAGACGAGUACGGGGUUUGUAAAGAUUGUCUGUAUGGGACCUAUGGGGUUGAAUGCCGCAAGACAUGUAACUGCAAAGGUGGCAUCUGCGACAGGGAGACAGGAGCUUGUCUCACCCUCAAAUUCUUUGCCAAAAUAGCCAGCAAGAUGAAGACCGAGCCACAAGCAGGAGCAGAGGUGGGUUCAGGUGAAGUCAGCACCACCCAGAACACACUUCAACAUCCGGGCCGAUCCAGCGCUCCAAAGUGGCUCCACCCCCGCUGAGCAGCACUGACAGGAGCGCAGCGCCUCAGUGUAAAUGUAGCAUUAACUUAUAAAAAUGAACUGAAAGAUCUAUUUUAUUAUGUUAAACACGGGGAAACUUUUUUAUGACAUUUGGAGGUUUUUGAUUUGACUAAUCUGAUCCUUGUUUGAAAACGUUCCUGAUGUUCCCAGUAUAUUCAGCUUAUGUCUUUAAGUUGUUUUUUUUGUUUGUUUUGUAUGCUUUUUUUUAAGCUAACUGAAGUGUCAUGAUCCUGUGCUCUGUGCCGUUAGCUUCCACGUCCACCUGACUCUUCCUUAGUGUGCCUUCGUUGAGGAGCGUUCAUGUCAACAGCCUUGCAUUUAUUUAACCCAUAAAGGCCCAGUGCUAGUUUUGUGGCAGUUUCCAAAUACAUUUUCCUCCCUAUUUAACCAUUUUUAAGUGA